GAUUUUUUUAAUUAUUAUUUGGCAGCAAGAGAGUCCUGUUGGUGUUUGGUUGAAACUUGAGUCAAAAAGCAUAAACAGCAGUAAACUUAUCUUCCGAAAGUUGAGCACAAAUGGAGAGAUGGACAAGACAACAGAAAAUAGCUUGCUAAAAAAUUCUUCAGGUAACCUUAUCUCUGCAGAGAGUGAUGACAAUCUCACAGAAAUCUUUCAGCAAAUCAAAACUUCCAAAAGAAGUACAGUCAUCAACUAUGGUGCGUCUUGGUGCCGCAUUUGCAGUCAGAUUCUUCCCGUGUUCUGCCGAUUAAGUUCAAAGUUCCCCAAGCUCUCGUUUGUUUAUGCCGAUAUUGAUGAAUGUCCCGAGAUGACUCAACACAUUCGUUGCACGCCGACCUUCCAUUUCUACAGAGAUGGCGAAAGGGUUGAUGAGAUGUUUGGCGCUGGUGAAGACCGCCUGCACGAUCGCCUUUGGCUGCAUUCCUAGAGGAAAAAAAAUCGCAACUUCUAAAAUUACACUAUGUAGUACUCUCUGAUUGGUCUCCUUGCCAAUGCUGUUAGGAUGAAAUGUCUGUAUGUUUUGAUGUUUGUCCAAAUACCUUGUCACAUUUCAUGUAAUAAUCUUGUCAUUGUUGAUAAUAAAUAACUAAUCAAUCAAUCAAUUUACAUUGUUUGAUACCUUUGCUUUGUUGUAUAAGGAUUUUUAUCUUUUUGAAAUGAAAUAAGUAAUUUGCCU
This is a messenger RNA of Striga asiatica, 730 nucleotides long. Lineage: Eukaryota; Viridiplantae; Streptophyta; Magnoliopsida; Lamiales; Orobanchaceae. The record is from the annotation of a GenBank genome assembly.